UUAAAUCCGGCGAGGUGACCGUCCGGGCAGCCAAAGGACGAUGCAGCUGGACUUCGCAGGUUCUCCACGGCCGGUCCUGUCCCGCGUGGGCGAAGCGGGCGCCGCGGGUGGACCUCCCUCCGCGGGACCCCCAGCCUACGGCCCGGAAUCCUGCGUGGGCGCCCGCUUGCCGUCCUCCGAGGGUACCAAACCCCCCUACAGCUACAUCGCGCUUAUUGCCAUGGCCAUCCAGAGCAGCCCCGACCAGCGGCUCCCCUUGAGCGGCAUCUACCGUUUCAUCACCUCCCGCUUCGGCUACUACCGAGACAACAAGCAGGGCUGGCAGAACUCCAUCCGCCACAAUCUCUCGCUUAACGACUGCUUCGUCAAAGUGUCCCGGGACGACAAGAAACCCGGCAAAGGGAAUUUUUGGAUGCUGGACCCUGAGUGCCACAACAUGUUCCAGAAUGGCUCCUUCCUCCGGCGCCGGCAGCGUUUCACCCGCAAGAGAGGCCCCUCCAGGGCCACAGGGGACGGCCAAGGGCCCAAGAAGGGGACCCGUGGUGGCAGGAGCCAGCCGACUGGCCAGAAGUUGCCAGGAAAGGGGGUCAAGAAAGAAGACAGCCCGCGGAUAGCGGAUGCCUCCGGGCAGGGCCAGAGUUCCAGCCGUGCCGUGCCAGGGGCUCAGGGGCUCUUGCCCCCAAAUCCAUUUAUGGCUGGGCAGGAGGGUGAGGAUCCAACCCUGCCUUGCCCGGAGCCCCUCAGCCCCCGGGGCCAGCCCUGUGCCAAGAUCAACCCCACGGGAGCUAAGAUGCCGUGUUUUCAUCUGCACGGGGCCCCGGGCCCCAAAGCUGGGCUCUACAGCCAACCAUCGGGAUUCUGUCCUCCGGGAAAUAAUUACCAGGUGAAAGGGGCCCUUCUGGAUGACCUCGAGGUUGCCCCACUGGUCCCUCUUGUGGAGAGGCUGCCCUCCCGAUCCAGCCCAGAGAUAAAUGGAAGCCUGCAGAACGGCACUCGUCCUUCCCAGGGCCUCCCGAAACCUGGGCAAGGUGGCAAGGGGGUACCCGAAGUGUUUGGCCAGCUGGCACCCAACUUCCCAGCUCCUCUGGGGCCCGGCAAAGCAUCCCAGCCCACCCACAGGCAGCAUCCAUCGCCCACCAUCGACGGCAACCAAGGUUAUCCCAAAGCUUCAAUCCUGCCCGUCUUCGGCUACUCCAAUCCCGAAUCUCGAGGUGGAGGCUACCAGUGCCGCCUGCAGGCCUUGAAUUUCUGCGUCAACGAAGCCGGGCGGCCCCCCACUUUGGAACACCUCCUGACCUCACCCCCCGCUGCCAAUUCUGCGGCUCCCAUCCAGCCCCCGUCCUUCGGGCAGCUGCCAGGGGAGCAGGAAGCCUGGCCCGGGAGCCCCUUUUCCCUGCAAGGGGGCAACAGUUAUCAGCUGGGGCUGCCCCACUGCCUCUACAGGACUCCGGGUAUGUUCCUUUUUGAGUGAUGGGGAGGAACUAGGGGUCCUCCUGCUGUCCCCAUGAAGGCCCUGGAGAUUAGGAGCUGGAUGCUGGCAGAACUAAUGUGUGUGUGGGGGGGGCUGUGUGAGAGUGAAAUCUUCCCUCCACAGCUCUGCAAUUAUAUCCCAUCGGAUUGAUCAGUCCACAGUUUUCAGUUUAUCGGAAUAAAAGACCCACCCUUCUGUGCAGAAUCCGUGGCUCCGUGGACCUCAGCAGGAGCGAAACCCGAGGCGAAAGGCAGAAACACAGAGGGACCAAAUCCUGCCCUGCCUUGGAUUCCGGCUUUAAAAACCCAGCAUUGCAACCUCUUGCAAU
This is a messenger RNA of Ahaetulla prasina, 1799 nucleotides long. RefSeq names its product forkhead box S1 (gene FOXS1). Gene Ontology annotation, biological process: anatomical structure morphogenesis; regulation of transcription by RNA polymerase II; cell differentiation. The record is from RefSeq and is a predicted model, not a curated record. The coding region runs from base 41 to 1471 and encodes 476 amino acids. The transcript has a single exon. Gene Ontology annotation, molecular function: DNA-binding transcription factor activity, RNA polymerase II-specific; RNA polymerase II cis-regulatory region sequence-specific DNA binding. NCBI's taxonomy places the organism in Eukaryota, Metazoa, Chordata, Lepidosauria, Squamata, Colubridae.